Molecule: messenger RNA, 2805 nt
Organism: Lobosporangium transversale
Lineage: Eukaryota; Fungi; Mortierellomycota; Mortierellomycetes; Mortierellales; Mortierellaceae
Exons: 2
Coding region: 1-2805 (934 amino acids)
Biological process (GO): cell redox homeostasis
Cellular component (GO): cytosol; mitochondrion
Molecular function (GO): protein binding
Source: RefSeq, a predicted model, not a curated record
AUGCCAGCACCAGCACCCGGCCUCCAGUCCAUCUCGGACUUGACAACUACAUCUCAUAUCACCACUGGCGAUAUUCCCCCGCCAAUGGUUGGUGCCACCAUGACAAUUGUAGACAAUCGAUUGUUUCUAUUUGGUGGCCGGCUGAUCCAAACUCGUCAGAUGACCAAUUCACUCUACAUCCUCAACCUUGAAGAUUUUCAUUGGCAGAAUGUCUCCGAGACUGUUAAUGUGGCUCCUACACGGGCCAUUGGAGAUCCUGGCGCUGAAGAUGAAAACGAACAAGGUCAUCCUCCUACAGAGAGGUACUUCCAUACCGCAAAUCCUUACAAAAAUACAAUAGUUUUCUUUGGAGGAAUGGGUCCGUCCGGAAAAAUUCUGGAGGGUCAGCAACAGGAACAGAUUGUAUUUGACGAUAUCCAUAUCCUGGAUUUGGAACUUCUCCAAUGGCGUCAUGUACGUAUUCCAUCGUCACAGCACGCUCCAAAACCACGUUAUGCACACCUGAGUAGUAUCACUGGCAACAAAUUAAUUAUUAUUGGUGGUCAAGAUAUUCAAAACCAGUACAUCGAGGAGCUCAAUGUGCUCGACCUCGACAGUUUGCAAUGGACUGCCUCAAUGCCAUUUGAGAAGCACUGCGGUUCCUAUCGCUCGAUUGCUGUCAGUCCCAACGGCCAAGGCACAUCUAUACCCAUCAUUGGAAGCGAAGUCAACGACUCAAACUCUGUUAGUAAUCUUUCGCUGGCCGCCACAGGUGUCUCUGAUGGGUUUCCUACUUCAUAUCUUCGAAAAGCCUCCUCCAGCACGUCGUUACAUUAUACUCCUUCACUCCGAAAAAGCUCUUCAAACAUGACCAUCUCAAGAAAAGGCGGCCCGGCAUCGCGACUCUCUGUUGGAUCGAGUGCUACUCUCGGUCUCUCCUCGCCUUCGUCUCUAGAGCAACGCUCUUCCAUCAACAGACUCUCGCACCUCAUGUCGUCAGCACCGGCUAAAGAGGAGCAUCCUAUCUAUGUCUACUCCAACUUCAACUUUUCAGAUGUCAAGCGGGAACUGCAAGUACUGACGCCACCAAUAUUUCAUGUUCAAGACCAUUCACAGUCCAUGUCUGGGAAUCUCCUGCCGCCAGGCUUGCGUUUCCCAACGGGCGCAAUUGCAGGACAGCACUUGGUGCUCUCGGGAACGUACCUCAGUCAGGCACAACAGUCGUUCAGUAUCUGGUCACUCAAUCUUGCAAGUCUUGUCUGGACACGGAUCGACACUGGCACGGUCUUUAGCACUGGAUCCUGGAAUCGUGGUAUCAUGUUAGAGAACACAAACACCUAUCUGGUCUUUGGUAACAAGGACCGCAAUCUUGCGGAUGAUUAUCAGAACCGCCAGACCAAUUUCGAACAUGUUUCGGUCGUCGAUUUGGAAGCCUUUGGUAUCUAUCAGCAUCCACCAACGACUAUGACACAGACAGCUCAGGAGCUCGGUCUCAGUUUGUUGAAUGACCCAUCUAUGGCAGACUUUGAUAUCCUGACACAGGACCAACAACGUAUCCCCAUCAACUCGGCCGUGCUAGCUACCCGCUGGCCUUACUUUGCGACUCUGUUGAGGGAGCAGGAGGAGCGGGAUGUGGAGCAAUGCAAGGCGAACAACUCGGAGUACGACCCAACAUUAUCGCCAAAGAGGACAUUGUCUCUGCCAGAGCCCUAUCCGGUUGUCCUGGCAUUCCUACAGUAUCUUUACACUGAUCAUUUGGUCACAGCCCAACAACAUCAUCCUCAAGUCCUAUCACAAUUACUUCUCUUGGCAGAUAUGUAUGGUUUGGACCGCCUUCGUGAUCUAGCAACCCAUGCACUCCACCAGAUGUUGAAUAUGUCAACAGCCGCUAUGGUCUAUGAGACGGCAGCGCUGUCUCAGCAAACGGGACUUCAGAUUCGCUCACUCAAGGUGAUGAUCGCAGCCAAGAAGAUGCUCCAGCAACAACAAAUGAAGCUCCAGCACCAACAGGCUUUGAACCAUAGCACCCACUCCCCAGGCAAUAGUUGGGCUACUACCACUGAGAUCCUUCACCAGCAGCAACAGCAACAACAACAGCAACAACAAUAUUCUAGUACUAUUAUAAACGGAGGCCAUGACGGCGUAUCGCCUCAGUAUGGCAAUAGUAAUUAUGGCAGCAAUCCCUCACCUUAUCUGCAACAGCAGCAGGAGAUACACGCGCACUUUCAGCCUAUUUCACGUCCUCCACUCUCACCCGGGUCCAUUAAUGGGCCGCCAUCACCAGACUACAACCGGGUAUCCUUCCAGAGUUCAGCUUUACCCCAUCCGACGAACCGGAGUCGAGGUUCGGCACUUGGAUCCAGUUCAGGACCGAAUAGAUCAAGCUCUGGGGGUCUUGGAACCAUGUCAUCAUCGCGUUGGAAUACAGAGCCAUUAACGCCACCGCCUGCGACGCCUUUGCCUUCAGCAGCGGCGGCGGCAGUGGCAGCGGCAGCAGCAGCAGUCCCUCAGACGCCACCAGCGACCAAGACAUCAUUCUUUUCCUUCCCUGGGUAUAAAAACAAGCAGGCAUCGCAAGCAGUGAAUAUACCAAGCUCUGAAACGAGUACAUGGACUUCGUCCAAGAAGGGGGGUUCAACAACGAUGUCGACUACCACAGGCGCAUCUGAUGGAGCAAGUGUGAAAAGCAACAGGAGUACUGUGAGCACAGGAUCGGAUCCUGACAAGAAGAAGACUGAUGAUGCGAUGAUGCAAAAGUUGCUCGAUUCGAGCUUUGGCAUGGCUGUAGGAGGUCCUGGUGGCGUGGGCAUGAUGAGCUUUCGAUAA